GGCUCGUGAUGUUGGCAGAUCGGAAUGCGUGAACGCAAUAAAGAGAGGAAGUGAUGCAACCCACAGGGUUCAUGGUCGCUUUUAUAAGUAAAGCACCGGACGGACAAGGAUACCCACAGUUGAAUUGGCUUCCCUAGUCAUCCAUCGUCCAAUAUCUCCAUCACCAAGAUCUCAGCUAGUCUGUGUCAACGAAGUUAUUCUAGCCGUGUUUUUCGCCAUGAUCUCCGUCGCGAGAAGCUGGUCCCGGAGUUGUUCUCCGCGCUCCUCCGCAAAAUACGGGAAGCGUUGAGAUGGUGUACUAAGAAUUGCUGACGAUUACUGUGGCGCGUCGUGUACAAAACACGUAGAAUGACUCUUGUCGACCAUGACUCGACUGGAACAGAUGUCGAUAUCCCCUUAAGCUUUUGGUGUAUAUAAAGAGAGAGAAAAGAAGGUCGCUAAAUCAUGAAAAUCUACUUAGUCGUUCCCAUUAGUCGUGCCCAGAAAGCGUGUCGACAGAAGUUCAAGUGUCGCGACACGGUGUGCACCGUUGCAGAUGCGGAAGCCAGCAUGGAAUAUGAGUCUUCAAGCAAGGCAGUAGAUUUGAGUUUGAGUAGACGAUAAAAUUCAAUUGAAAAUGAAGAAACCGG
This is a messenger RNA of Stereum hirsutum FP-91666 SS1, 629 nucleotides long. RefSeq lists its product as uncharacterized. The transcript is spliced from 2 exons. The record is from RefSeq and is a predicted model, not a curated record. Lineage: Eukaryota; Fungi; Basidiomycota; Agaricomycetes; Russulales; Stereaceae. The coding region runs from base 445 to 603 and encodes 52 amino acids.